Messenger RNA from Vigna unguiculata (cowpea), 1087 nucleotides. RefSeq names its product golgin candidate 5-like. Gene Ontology annotation, molecular function: RNA binding. The record is from RefSeq and is a predicted model, not a curated record. NCBI's taxonomy places the organism in Eukaryota, Viridiplantae, Streptophyta, Magnoliopsida, Fabales, Fabaceae.
GAACCUCCUGCACAAACACGGUCACAAUCACUCUGGACACAACUGGACGCAACUGGACGCAAAAUUUUCUACUCACUCUGUGAAUGGGGCGUUGAUAACCCUGCCUUGUGGGCAGGCAAGGGUAAAAAAAUAAAAUAUUCUACAUCUCAAGCCAAACACCGUCUUUUUAUUGGCAAUGUUCCUAGAAGCUGGGGUGUGGAAGAUCUGAGGAAGAUUGUUUCUGAGGUUGGACCUGGAGUUACUGGUGUUGAACUAGUCAAGGAUAUGAAGAACACCAAUAACAAUCGUGGCUUUGCUUUUAUUGACUAUUAUAAUAAUGCGUGUGCUGAAUAUUCUAAGCUAAAGAUGAUGAGCCCAGCAUUUAAGCUAGGUGAGAAUGCUCCAACAGUGAGCUGGGCUGAUCCUAAAAAUGCUGAUUCCUCUGCUGCAUCUCAGGCAAGUGAAAGACGGUGUGAGGAACUGAUUACGCAAGUUCCUGAAUCCACAAGGCCACUUUUAAGGCAAAUUGAAGCCAUGCAGAUUUCCUGUUUAAGAGCAGAACAGACUCAAUUAAGUAGGACCCUUGAAAAAGAUAGACAAAGGGCAGUUGAAAGUAGGCAGGAAUAUCUUGCAGCAAAGGAGGAAGCUGACACUCAAGAAGGUCGUGUGAGACAGUUUGAGGAAGAGAUCAGAGACAUUAGACAGAAAUACAAGCUAGAGUUACAGGAGGCACUGAUACACAGGGACCAUCUUCAGCAGGCACUGCUAUUGAUCGGGUGUGAUGUCAGAAAUUUGACUGCUGAAACACUUGAGAUUUUAAGCAAUCAAGAAGUCAUUGCCAUUAAUCAAGACUCACUUGGAGUCCAGGGAAGGAAAGUUCAAGCUUCUGGUGUAGAUGGUUGCAGACAGAUGCGUGGAACACCCGUGGGCAACAUGGAGGUGGUGAUUUCGCUGCAUAGUCUGCGUGGAUUGGUUUCUAAUUUCUUUACGAGUUUCUUUAGGGCUAUGGCCCAUGUAUUUGUUCGUCCUUAGAUUUAUAUACUUUUGGUUAAACUCUGUAUCCAGUUUUCUUUUGGGCAUCGUGGUGUGCCGUGGGUUGUAAGGAGUU